Lolium rigidum is the source of this 2257-nucleotide messenger RNA. RefSeq names its product phragmoplastin DRP1E-like. The transcript has 15 exons. Gene Ontology annotation, cellular component: cytoplasm; microtubule; membrane. The coding region runs from base 96 to 1952 and encodes 618 amino acids. NCBI's taxonomy places the organism in Eukaryota, Viridiplantae, Streptophyta, Magnoliopsida, Poales, Poaceae. Gene Ontology annotation, molecular function: microtubule binding; GTP binding; GTPase activity. The record is from RefSeq and is a predicted model, not a curated record.
GGCAAGCAGACCGCCGACCUCUCCGUCUGCCGCCUCCCUCUCGCCCUUCUAGAACCUUCCAUCGCACCCCGCUCUCUCCUGCCGGAGCCGCGGCGAUGAAGCCCAUGGAGAACGUGAUCGAGCUCGUGAACCGCAUCCAGCGCGCCUGCACCGUGCUCGGGGACCACGGCGGAGACGGCGCCGCCGCCUCUCUCCCCGCCCUCUGGGAGGCGCUCCCCUCCGUCGCCGUCGUCGGAGGCCAGAGUUCCGGGAAGUCGUCCGUGCUGGAGAGCAUCGUGGGGCGCGACUUCCUUCCUCGCGGGUCUGGGAUCGUGACGAGGAGGCCGCUGGUUCUGCAGCUGCACAAGACGAACGAAGGGCAGGAGGAUUACGCCCAGUUCCUUCAUAAUCCCAAGCGCCGGUUCACUGAUUUCGCUCUUGUGAGGAAGGAAAUCGAAGAUGAAACUGAUAGGUUGACAGGGAGAACAAAACAAAUAUCUCCAGUUCCUAUCCAUCUCAGCAUAUACUCACCAAAAGUUGUCAACUUAACAUUGAUUGAUCUGCCGGGUCUAACUAAGGUUGCAAUAGAUGGACAGCCUGAAAGCAUUGCUCAGGAUAUUGAAAAUAUGGUGCACUUAUAUGUUGACAAGCCAAACUGUAUUAUACUUGCUAUAUCUCCUGCUAAUCAAGAUAUAGCAACAUCUGAUGCCAUUAAGCUUGCUCGGGAUGUUGAUCCAACUGGUGAAAGAACCUUUGGUGUGUUGACUAAGCUUGAUUUGAUGGACAAGGGAACAGAUGCACUUGAUGUUCUUGAAGGAAGAGCUUACAGGCUACAGCACCCUUGGGUUGGAAUUGUUAACCGUUCACAAGCAGAUAUCAACAAGAAUGUUGACAUGAUUCUUGCUAGGAGAAAAGAGCAAGAGUUCUUUGAGUCUAGUCCUGAAUAUGCUCAUUUAGCCAGCAGGAUGGGUUCAGAAUAUCUUGCUAAACUUCUUUCACAGCAACUCGAGGCAGUGAUCAGGGCACGCAUUCCAAGCAUCACAUCUUUGAUAAACAAAACUAUUGAUGAUCUUGAAUCUGAGAUGAAUCACCUUGGUAGACCUAUUGGAUCUGACGCUGGGGCUCAGAUAUACCUAAUCUUGGAGCUUUGCCGUGCAUUUGACAAAAUAUUUAAAGAACAUCUUGAUGGAGGACGAUCUGGUGGGGAUCGAAUUUACUGGGUAUUUGAUAACCAACUCCCUGCUGCUCUGCUGAAGCUUCCAUUUGACCGCUACCUCUCUUUGCAAAAUGUUAAACGAGUUGUUUCACAAGCUGAUGGUUAUCAGCCUCAUUUAAUUGCUCCUGAGCAAGGGUACCGUCGACUAAUCGAGUCUGGUCUCAAUUAUUUUAGAGGGCCAGCAGAAGCUUCUGUAGAUGCUGUGCAUAAUGUUUUGAAAGAGCUGGUAAUGAAAUCAAUUGGAGAGACUGAGGAAUUGAGAAGAUUUCCCACUCUUCAAAGGGAGCUUGCUGCUGCAUGCUACCACUCCUUGGAGAGAUUCCGUGAAGAUGGUCGAAAAACUACUGUACGAUUGGUUGAUAUGGAAGCAACGUACUUGACAGUGGAGUUCUUCCGCAAGCUUCCACAGGAAGUGGACAGGGCUGGAACUGAAAACCCUCCCUCUCCUUCUUCUGAUCGCUACACUGACGCACACUUCAGGAGGAUUGCUUCAAAUGUAUCCUCGUACAUUGGCAUGGUAUCUGAUACACUGAAGAAUACUAUCCCCAAGGCUGUUGUUCACUGUCAAGUCCGGGAAGCCAAGCGGUCCUUGCUGAACAAUUUCUAUACUCAAUUGGGUGGCAAAGAUGCUACGCAGCUCUCACUACUCCUUGAUGAGGAUCCUACACUGAUGGACCGCAGGCAGCAAUGCUUUAAGAGGCUUGAGCUAUACAAGUCUGCCAGGGAUGAGAUUGACGCGGUUUCAUGGUCGCGGUGAAGAUAACAUGUUACGUGCUUCCUUAUCUGAAUGCAUUUACUUGACAAAUGCAGAAUGAGUUAUUCUAGAUUGAAGUUGCUGAAUCUUAGUUUACAGAUCAGUUAGUGUGAUGUACAUAACUUUUAGCUAUUGGUAUGAAUAGUAGUAGUGUUUUUUUGUAUGUAUGACUUAUUGGCGAUUAGGAACACCGUGCAUACUUCUAAGCAUGGUUGUUUAUUCUACUUCUAGUAGUAGGAUGCACAUGUUGAUCUUUCACAAUCUAUGUGCAUACUUCUAAGCACAGGUUAUAAUCUUUCACAAUCUUA